Messenger RNA from Yamadazyma jaroonii, 1302 nucleotides. NCBI's taxonomy places the organism in Eukaryota, Fungi, Ascomycota, Pichiomycetes, Serinales, Debaryomycetaceae. The record is from the annotation of a GenBank genome assembly.
AUGUCAACUAUCGUUGGAGCAUUAGCUUGUCAGAAAGAUUCUUUCCUUAAGACUUUGACUACUACCGUUAUAUCAUGUGCUGAGCAUAAGGGCCAUAUAACUCCAAAGGAUAAGCAAAACAAAAGUAAAAAACUGCAAGAUAAGAAGCAAGAAUCAAGAUAUGCCAUUGAGUUAGGAGAUACUGUGAUCUUUCCAGAAGGAGGUGGUCAACCAUCUGAUAUUGGGAUUAUUGAUACCGGAUCCGAUAAAAUUGAAGUGGAAGAAGUUAUCAGAGAUAAGUUAACUGCCCUUCAUUUAACUCAUAAACCUAUUGACAUUGGUACUAAAGUUGACUUAUCAAUUGACUGGCAACGUAGAUAUGAUCAUAUGCAACAACACACUGGUCAACAUUUAUUAUCUGCUAUUUUCGAUCAAUAUAAGUUGGAUACUUUAAGUUGGUCAUUAGGAGAGACUAUGAAUUACAUUGAAUUACCUGAAAAAAUUUCUGAUGAAUUGAUCGAAGAAGUUGGAGAAAAAGUUAACCAAGCUAUCAUUGAUGAUAUUCCAAUCACUGUAGAAUGGCCAGAUGACCACGGUGGAGAGAUCAAUAUUUCCAAAAUUCCAGAUGAUUAUGAUUUAAGUAAAGGAUUAUUAAGAAUUGUUAAGAUUGGUAAUUUAGAUAGAAAUCCAUGUUGUGGUACUCAUUUGAAAACCACUGGUCAAAUCCAAGCAGUUUCAAUUUUCCAUCAACUUAAUGUUAAAGGAGGUAAUUCUAGAUUAUUCUUCACUUGUGGAUCAAGAGUUUUCCGUCAAUUAUCAAAGAAUUAUAACAUCUUGAAGAAUGUUGGAGGUAAUGUCUUAUCUUGUCAAAUCGAUGAUGUUUAUGAAAAGACCAAAUUAUUAAAUGAUAAUUAUAGAGAUGUUGCGGGAACUAAUAGGAAAUUAUUAGCUGAAGUUUUAGGAUAUGAAGCUAAAAAAGUAUUUGAUACUUUAAAAACCAGUAAAUUUGCAUAUUUCUAUAGAAAGGAUUCCAACCCUGAAGCCAUUCAAAUUUUCCAAAAAGAAUUAUUAACUUUAAUCAAUGGCAGUGAUUGUGGUAUUGAUUUAGAUAAAACCCAUAGUGUGGUGAUGUUCAAUGGUGAAAAGAAUGGACUUGUUAAAGUUAUGGGACCAAUGACCAAUGAAAUCGUCGAAAAAGUUAAGGAAAUUUUAACUGGAGUUAAAGGAGGUGGUAAAGGAAUCUACCAAGGUAAAGCAGUUUAUGAAAAGGGUGAAGUGGAUAGUUUAUUGAAAUAUUUAGAGUCAUUAACCCUUGAAUCUUAA